GUGCUACGUCAUCACGCAUCAGCUACAACCCGGAAGUAAACACCCAGCUGUUGUCUUUAAGCUAGUUUUUAUCAGCACAUGUAGCAUUGCCAGAUAUAAUGAAACAGCGGGGAAUAAAGCGGUGUUUUAUCAUGCUGUGUCCGGAGUAGAGACUGAGUCGACAGAGGCGUCAGGAGAUUUCAUUCUCCUUCACUUUCCUCUGGUCCGAGAGCUGAAACAAGGUGUGAAUGAGUGACGUGGUGCCUCCCUCAGCUCUCAGUGAAGUCCAGCUACGCUUCCUCUGCCACGAUGACAUAGAGAAUGUCAAGCUGCUCUGUGGGGACUGGUUCCCAAUCGAGUACCCAGACUCAUGGUAUCAGGACAUCACCUCCAACAAGAAGUUCUUCUCCCUCGCUGCCACCUUCAGGGGAGGCAUCGUGGGAAUGAUAGUGGCUGAGAUCAAAGGCCGGACCAAAGUGCACAAAGAGGAUGGAGAUAUCCUGGCCUCCAGCUUCCCGGUGGAAACACAGGUAGCCUACAUCCUCAGCCUGGGAGUGGUCAAAGACUUCAGGAAACAUGGCAUAGGCUCCCUGCUGCUGGACAGUUUGAAGGAGCACAUCUCCACCACAGCGCAGGACCACUGUAAGGCCAUCUACCUGCACGUCCUCACCACCAACACCACUGCCAUCCACUUCUACGAGAACAGGGACUUCAGGCAGCACCACUACCUGCCGUACUACUACUCCAUCCGGGGCGUGCUCAAAGAUGGGUUCACGUACGUGCUCUACAUCAACGGGGGGCACCCCCCCUGGACCAUAUUUGACUACAUCCAGCACAUCGGCUCCACCCUGGCCAGCCUGAGCCCCUGCUCCCUCCCCCAGAGGCUGUACCGGCAGGCCCAGUCGCUGCUGCGCUCGCUGCUGCCCUGGUCCAACAUCGCCUCCAAGACCGGCAUACAGUACAGCAGAACCAUGUGACCCUACAGGGUGGGAGCUCACCAGUCUUCCCCCGAACACACCGAGAUGUACAAGCACACUCACACCCUCGAAUAUACCAGAUUAAUAUUCCAGAUUGAAAACACGUUCGUCUGUCGUUCACAACACACAGGGUCUGCAGCUGCGAACGGGGGGGGGGGGGG
Eleginops maclovinus (Patagonian blennie) is the source of this 1117-nucleotide messenger RNA. It is a transcript of the gene naa60, whose product is annotated as N-acetyltransferase 15 (GCN5-related, putative). Bases 228 to 956 code for a protein of 242 amino acids. The record is from RefSeq and is a predicted model, not a curated record. Gene Ontology annotation, cellular component: Golgi membrane. The transcript has 7 exons. Gene Ontology annotation, molecular function: protein-N-terminal amino-acid acetyltransferase activity; histone acetyltransferase activity. Gene Ontology annotation, biological process: N-terminal peptidyl-methionine acetylation. NCBI's taxonomy places the organism in Eukaryota, Metazoa, Chordata, Actinopteri, Perciformes, Eleginopidae.